This is a messenger RNA of Lepisosteus oculatus (spotted gar), 3665 nucleotides long. It is a transcript of the gene zswim6, whose product is annotated as zinc finger, SWIM-type containing 6. Gene Ontology annotation, molecular function: zinc ion binding. Gene Ontology annotation, cellular component: Cul2-RING ubiquitin ligase complex. The record is from RefSeq and is a predicted model, not a curated record. Lineage: Eukaryota; Metazoa; Chordata; Actinopteri; Semionotiformes; Lepisosteidae.
CCCCGCCUCCUUCGCUUAAUUUGGCUACACAAAGGACUCGCCGCUCUCGUUGACGACCACCCACUAUUCCAAAUAAGGUCAGUCUGACCAUACACGGCGAACAAUCGACCGAAGUGGAUCCUUUUCCCUUCCUUAUCCCGUUUAUAUGGUACGGUGACUUCCGCUGUUGCUGUAAAAGCAGUGCGAUCAUGGCGGAGCGCGUUCAGCAGCCCCCAGCUAAACGGCUCUGCUGCCGACCCGGCUACAACCCGGCGUGCAGACAGGGACAGCGGGCUGGAGGAGCAGUGUGCGGCGGUCCGGGUACUGCCCAGGGGGGAUCGGGCAAAACUCAGAGCCCGGAGUCGCUGCUGGACAUCGCAGCAAGGAAAGUAGCGGAGAAGUGGCCGUUUCAGAGGGUGGAGGAGCGAUUCGAAAGGAUCCCGGAGCCCGUCCAAAGGAGGAUCGUCUACUGGUCAUUCCCUAGGAGCGAACGGGAGAUCUGCAUGUAUUCUUCCUUCAACACAGGCGGCGAGGAGAAUGGUGCUGCCGGGGAGAACAGCGACGAGACCCGGCUGCCUUUCAGACGAGGCAUCGCUCUGCUGGAGAGCGGCUGCGUAGACAACGUUCUGCAAGUCGGGUUUCACCUGAGCGGCACAGUGACGGAACCAGCUUCCCAGUCGGAGCCUGAAAUUGUCUGCAAUGUGGCCAUUAGCUUUGACCGCUGCAAGAUUACCUCAGUGACCUGUAGCUGUGGAAACAAGGACAUCUUUUACUGUGCCCACGUUGUAGCACUCUCUUUAUACCGGAUCCGCAAGCCGGAUCAGGUCAAACUGCAUCUUCCCAUUUCAGAGACCCUCUUUCAAAUGAACAGAGACCAACUGCAGAAAUUUGUACAGUAUUUAAUCACGGUGCAUCACACAGAGGUUUUACCCACUGCCCAGAAACUAGCAGAUGAAAUUCUUUCCCAGAACUCGGAGAUCAAUCAAGUACAUGGAGCCCCCGACCCCACGGCAGGAGCCAGUAUAGACGACGAGAACUGCUGGCACCUGGACGAAGAGCAGGUCCAGGAGCAAGUAAAACUCUUCCUCUCCCAGGGAGGGUACCAUGGGUCUGGGAAGCAGCUCAACCUGCUCUUCGCAAAGGUUCGCGAGAUGCUGAAGAUGAGGGAUUCUAAUGGUGCGCGCAUGCUAACCUUGAUAACGGAGCAGUUCAUGGCAGACCCUCGCCUUUCGCUUUGGAGGCAGCAAGGCACCACCAUGACUGACAAGUACAGGCAGCUCUGGGACGAAUUAGGUGCCCUGUGGAUGUGCAUAGUCUUAAAUCCUCACUGCAAGCCAGAACAGAAGGCAGGCUGGCUAAGGCAACUGAAGAAGUGGAACAGUGUGGAUGUUUGUCCCUGGGAAGAUGGUAACCAUGGAAACGAGCUGCCCAAUUUAACCAAUGCCUUGCCUCAGGGUGCAAAUGCUAACCAAGAUUCAGCCAACAGGCCUCACCGGACUGUUUUCACACGAGCCAUCGAAGCGUGCGAUCUCCACUGGCAGGACAGCCACUUGCAGCACAUUAUCAGCGGUGACCUCUACAACAACUACUGUUACCAUGACAACACUGAAAAUUCACUCUUUGACUCUCGCGGUUGGCCCCUAUGGCACGAACAUGUCCCCACAGCUUGUGCUAGGGUGGAUGCACUGAGAUCUCACGGUUACCCCAGAGAGGCACUGAGGCUGGCCAUCGCCAUCGUCAACACUCUGCGCAGGCAGCAGCAGAAACAGCUGGAGUUGUUCCGGGGACACAAGAAAGAGCUGCUUCACAAAGGCGUAACAUCAGUCACCAACCUCGAGGGCUGGGUGGGACACCCCUUGGAUCCAAUUGGCACUCUGUUCAGCACACUGAUGGAGAGCUGCCGAAUGGAUGAGGACAUUGCCCCAGGCUUCUCUGACUUCUCAGAUGCCAUGGGGCAGUCCAAGAGCGGGGACUUCCAGUUUCCUACACAGCGGCUGCUGGAGGAGGGAGAGUCGUACCUGACCCUGGCAGUGGAAAUGGCGCUGGUGGGGCUUGGCCAGCAGAGGAUCAUGCCCGAUGGCCUCUACGCCCAGGAGAAGGUCUGCCGCAACGAGGAGCAGCUCAUCGCCAAGCUACAGGAGAUCGACCUGGAUGACACCCUCGUCAAGAUUUUCCGAAAACAAGCAGUCUUCCUGUUAGAGGGUGGGCCCUACAGUGGUCUGGGGGAAAUCAUAUACAGAGAGAGCGUUCCAAUGCACACCUUCGCCAAGUAUCUCUUCACCUCUCUCCUACCUCACGAUGCUGAACUGGCAUACAAAAUUGCACUGAGAGCCAUGCGGUUACCAGUGUUGGAAUCCACAGCUCCUACAGGAGACAUGUCCCGCCCCCAUCACAUAGUGUCUGUCGUUCCCAACCGCUACCCCCGCUGGUUCACCCUGAGCCACGUUGAGUCCCAGCAGUGCGAGCUGGCAUCCACCAUGCUAACUGCAGCCAAAGGUGAUGGUCGUAGGCUAGAAACAGUGUUAGAAUCCAUCCAAAAAAAUAUCCACUCCUCGUCACACAUCUUCAAGCUUGCCCAGGAUGCUUUCAAAAUAGCAACUCUUAUGGAUAGCUUGCCGGAUAUCACUCUACUUAAAGUAUCUCUGGAGCUGGGCCUUCAGGUGAUGAGAAUGACGCUCUCGACAUUAAACUGGCGCCGGCGGGAGAUGGUACGAUGGUUGGUCACUUGUGCCACAGAAGUAGGGGUGUACGCGUUGGACAGCAUUAUGCAGAGCUGGUUCACACUCUUCACUCCCACGGAGGCCACCAGUAUUGUUGCCACGACAGUGAUGUCCAACAGCACCAUCGUUCGGCUGCACCUGGACUGCCAUCAGCAGGAAAACCUGGCAAGCAGUGCGCGCACACUGGCCCUGCAGUGUGCUAUGAAGGAUCCCCAAAACUGCGCCCUCUCUGCCCUCACGCUGUGUGAGAAGGACCACAUUGCCUUCGAGACAGCCUACCAGAUCGUUUUGGACGCUGCUACCACAGGCAUGAGCUACACACAGCUCUUCACCAUAGCUAGGUAUAUGGAGCACCGUGGUUACCCGAUGCGGGCGUACAAGUUGGCAACUUUGGCCAUGACUCAUCUCAACCUGAGUUACAAUCAGGACACGCACCCAGCCAUUAACGAUGUGUUGUGGGCCUGUGCUCUGAGUCACUCCCUUGGCAAAAAUGAACUUGCUGCCAUCAUACCCUUGGUGGUAAAGAGUGUAAAGUGUGCCACCGUGCUUUCAGACAUUUUACGGCGGUGCACUUUGACCACACCUGGUAUGGUGCCACUUCAUGGUCGACGGAACUCUGGGAAGUUAAUGUCACUGGACAAAGCCCCACUAAGACAGCUAUUGGACGCUACAAUUGGGGCAUACAUCAACACCACGCACUCUAGGCUCACUCACAUCAGCCCUCGGCACUAUAGUGAAUUCAUCGAGUUCCUUAGCAAGGCAAGAGAGACCUUCUUAAUGGCUCAUGAUGGACACAUCCAGUUUACACAGUUUAUUGAUAACCUGAAACAGAUAUACAAAGGCAAAAAGAAACUGAUGAUGUUGGUGCGGGAGAGGUUCGGUUGACGGAAUUCUGUCUCUUUCUUUUUACUUGAGCCUGCCUUUGUAUCCUUUUUAACUUAAAAAAAUGAAAAUAAAAAAAAAAUC